This is a messenger RNA of Tremella mesenterica DSM 1558, 1179 nucleotides long. RefSeq lists its product as uncharacterized. Bases 83 to 1150 code for a protein of 355 amino acids. The record is from RefSeq and is a predicted model, not a curated record. Lineage: Eukaryota; Fungi; Basidiomycota; Tremellomycetes; Tremellales; Tremellaceae. The transcript is spliced from 9 exons.
AAUAUAUCCGGAUCCUUCCGUCUCAUAAAACAAGUCCUUUCAGACCCCGACUCUUUCUUGAACCUCUUGAUACUUUGACAAUAUGCCCAAAGUCGAAUUUGACAAAAAGAACAUGUUUUUUCGCAAUUUGGGUAACACGGGUCUCCGUGUCCCUGUCUUUUCUUACGGAGGAUGGUUGACUGUCGGGUCCCACGAUAUCAAAGGCAAUCCUGUCACCGAACUCAUGCGCACGGCUUGGGAAUGUGGUAUCAACAUGUUUGAUAAUGCUGAAGCUUAUGCCACCGGCGAGUCCGAGACGCAAAUGGGAAAUGCCAUCAAGGAACUCGGUUGGGAUCGUCAGGAUUACAUCAUCACUACGAAGAUCUUCUUUGGAACAGGUCACAAGGAAACGCAGAACACUCGCGGAUUGAGCAGGAAACACAUCAUCGAAGGAUGUAAAGAGUCGCUCAAGAGACUUCAACUCGACUACGUGGAUGUUAUCUUUGCUCAUCGACCUGAUGUGACCACCCCGCUUGAGGAAACCGUCCGAGCUUUCAACUACCUCAUCGAUAAUGGUCUCGCUUUCUACUGGGGAACAAGCGAAUGGACUUCAUCGCAGAUCGCUCAAGCUAUCGAAAUCGCCAAACGUCUCAACAUGGUCGGUCCAUGCUGCGAGCAGCCUCACUAUUCCAUGUUCCACCGUGAACGUUUCGAAAGUGAAUACGAGUCCCUGUGGAGGUACGAAAACUUCGGAUCCACCAUCUGGUCUCCUCUCGACUCCGGACUUCUUACCGGGAAAUACAACCAUGGGAUCCCUCAUGGUUCUCGAUACCACACUAAUCCGGGUAUGAUGAGCGCUUCGGUCAAGGCACUCGAGACGCCUGAAGGGAAAGCCAAGAUUGAGAAAGUCAAGAAGCUCACUGUUCUCGCCGAGGAGUUGGGCGGUAGCAUGGCGAGUCUUGCGCUGGCUUGGACGCUCAAGCACAAGAAUGUCUCCACCUGUAUCCUUGGCGCAACCAAGCCCGAGCAGAUCAAGGAGAAUGUCAAGGCUCUCGAUUUGUAUCCCAAGCUUACCCCCGAAGUCAUGCACAAGAUCGAGACAAUCCUCGAUAAUAAACCCGCACCUCCGCCGGCAUAUGCACGUCUCGAUGAUGAUGGCAACCUCACUUAGUCUGGGAGCAUGCAUGUGAUUGCUGUGUC